Molecule: messenger RNA, 2083 nt
Organism: Arvicanthis niloticus (Nile rat)
Lineage: Eukaryota; Metazoa; Chordata; Mammalia; Rodentia; Muridae
Source: RefSeq, a predicted model, not a curated record
GCGCAGCGGGGUUGCCGGAAGAAGUGGCGAAGUUACUUUUGCUUUUCGCUCAGCAAGCGCUGUUGCUCCGAGCUACUCCCAGGCUCCUGAAGUUACUUCUGAAGUGCUGUGGAGGAGCAAUCACCAGUGCGGACACAGAGCUCCCGCCUCCCACACCGUUUCCAGGGCAACGGAGUAGGCGACCCCCCCUGCGCCCCCCUCAGGAUCGCCGGUGCAGUCAUGAGCCCCGCCUCCCCCUGGUGCACGGAGAGGGGCGGGGCCUGGAACGAGGCUGCUUCGUGACCCACUAUGUCUUCCCCCACAAGUUCUCUGGACAUUCCCGUGCCUGGGAAUGGUUCUCCUCAGCCCAGCACCUCCUCCACUUCACCCACUAUUAAGGAGGAGGGGCAGGAGACUGAUCCCCCUCCAGGCUCUGAAGGGUCCAGCUCUGCCUACAUCGUGGAUCUUUCCCUUGGCGUUGCAGCCCUGUCCUCUCACCCUCGCUUCGGGACUUCCCAUGGCCUGUUCCCAGGCUGCUGUUUCUCUUUGUCGCUAUCUCUCAUGGCAUCUGCUCACCCCAAGUCAUCUUAGAGCCAGAGGAUGAGCCCGAGCGCAAGCGGAAGAAGGGCCCGGCCCCGAAGAUGCUGGGCCACGAGCUGUGCCGCGUGUGCGGGGACAAGGCCUCGGGCUUCCACUACAAUGUGCUCAGUUGUGAAGGCUGCAAAGGCUUCUUCCGGCGCAGCGUGGUCCACGGUGGGGCCGGGCGCUAUGCCUGUCGGGGUAGCGGAACCUGCCAGAUGGAUGCUUUCAUGCGGCGCAAGUGCCAGCUCUGCCGGCUGCGCAAGUGCAAGGAGGCUGGCAUGCGGGAGCAGUGUGUGCUUUCUGAAGAGCAGAUCCGGAAGAAAAAGAUUCAGAAGCAGCAACAGCAGCAGCCACCACCCCCGCCUGAGCCUGCAUCCGGUAGCUCAGCCCGACCUGCAGCCUCUCCUGGCACUUCGGAAGGGACUGGCCAGGGCUCCGGGGAAGGAGAGGGCAUCCAGCUGACAGCCGCUCAGGAGCUGAUGAUCCAGCAGUUAGUCGCCGCGCAGCUGCAGUGCAACAAACGAUCUUUCUCCGACCAGCCCAAAGUCACGCCCUGGCCCUUGGGUGCAGACCCUCAGUCCCGAGACGCUCGUCAGCAGCGCUUUGCCCACUUCACUGAGCUGGCCAUCAUUUCAGUCCAGGAGAUUGUGGAUUUUGCCAAGCAGGUGCCAGGGUUCUUGCAGCUGGGCCGGGAGGACCAGAUCGCCCUCCUGAAGGCAUCUACCAUCGAGAUCAUGUUGCUGGAGACAGCCAGACGCUACAACCACGAGACAGAGUGCAUCACGUUCCUGAAGGACUUCACCUACAGCAAGGACGACUUCCACCGUGCAGGCUUGCAGGUGGAGUUCAUCAAUCCCAUCUUCGAGUUCUCGCGGGCUAUGCGUCGCCUGGGCCUGGACGACGCGGAGUAUGCCUUGCUUAUCGCCAUCAACAUCUUCUCAGCCGACCGGCCUAAUGUGCAGGAGCCCAGCCGUGUGGAGGCACUGCAGCAGCCCUAUGUGGAGGCUCUCCUCUCCUAUACGAGGAUCAAGCGGCCACAGGACCAGCUUCGCUUCCCACGGAUGCUCAUGAAGCUGGUGAGCCUGCGCACCCUCAGCUCCGUGCACUCUGAGCAGGUCUUUGCAUUGCGGCUCCAGGACAAGAAGCUGCCGCCCUUGCUGUCCGAGAUCUGGGAUGUGCACGAGUAGGGGCCGCCACAAGCACCCCAGCUUUGGUGGUGUCUUCUUGCAGACGGACGCUUUGCCUUUCCUCCUGGGGUGGGAGGACACUGCCACGGCCCAGUCUCACGGGCUCAGCCUCAAGCUGAGCGACAGUUGGCACUAGAAGGCCCCACCCCACCCACCGAGUCUUCCAGGAGCGGUGAGGGUCACAGGUCCCUAGCCUCUGGUCUUUCCCAGCUGCCCUCCCAUCCAAGCUUACACCUCAGCCUACCACACCAUGCACCUUGAGUGGAGAGAGGUUAGGGCAGGUGGCUCCCCACAGUUGGGAGACCACAGGCCCCCUCUUCUGCCCCUUUUAUUUA